AGCCGUUGUUGUACCCUAUGCUACUGAACAGAUUUACCGCGAUACAAACUGGCUUCCCACUGGCCUUAACCGCCAGAAAAGAUGCUUUUUCAUGGGACUGAAACGAUAAAACAAACACCGGGACGUCUGGGAAAACUUUACCCAACUGUGCCCAAACUUUGAUGAGACCACAAACCAAGUGUAGUUUCGAGUGUGUUAGCAUUGUUUUAUUAUCUCCCCACUAUUUUGCCACUAGUCGAGGGUUUUCAUCCUUUUUUUUUUUUCCUUUCUUUUCGUUUUUUUCUUCUUCAUUGGAGGAGUCCAGUCUGAUGAAUUCGCCGAAAAAAGACGGAGACGAUGAUGUGCCCGUUAAAGACCCGGUGAAAUACGGAGAACUGGUCAUUUUAGGGUACAAUGGCUCUCUGCCGAGCGGAGACCGUGGGCGCAGAAAGAGCCGCUUCGCUCUUUACCGAAGAGCGAAGGCCAACGGUGUCAAACCCAGUGCUGUGCACAUCCUCAACACACCGCAGGACAGCAAGGUGGUGCACAGCAGGGGGCAGCACAGCAUUUCUUUCACACUGUCCCGUAACCAGACUGUGGUGGUGGAGUACUGCCAUGACAACAGUACAGACAUGUUCCAGAUCGGACGGUCCACAGAAGGUCCCAUUGACUUUGUGGUGACUGACACCUCUGGAGGGGGAAAGGAAGGAGAGGACCCCUCCAUCGCUCCCAGCACUAUCUCCCGGUUUGCCUGCAGAGUGGUGUGUGAGCGCAACCCACCUUACACCGCACGCAUUUACGCCGCAGGCUUUGACUCAUCCAAAAAUAUCUUUCUAGGGGAGAAAGCAACCAAAUGGAAAAAUCCCGAUGGGCACAUGGACGGUCUCACCACCAACGGGGUGCUGGUGAUGCACCCUGAAGGUUUCCCAGAGGACCCCAAGCAGGGUCUGUGGAGGGAGAUCUCCGUGUGUGGAGAUGUUUAUGCGCUGCGAGAAACACGCUCUGGGCCCAGUCGGGGCAAACUGGCAGAGGGGGAGAGCAGCGCAUUGCGUGAUGGCUCCCUGGUGGAUCUUUGUGGCGCCACUCUGCUGUGGCGUACAGGGGAAGGACUCAUGCGCGCUCCCACUCUGCGUCACCUGGAGGCCCUUCGUCAGGAACUGAAUGCGUCCCGUCCUCAGUGUCCUGUAGGUCUCAGCACGUUGGCCUUCCCGAGUUUACCACGCAGCCACAGCCUUGAAGAGCGCCAGCCCUGGGUCUACCUCACCUGCGGCCAUGUCCACGGACGCCACGACUGGGGCCAGAGAUCCGAAAGAGAGGAGGAACGGAGAGAGGGCGAGGGCUCCGCGAUACGCAGAGAAUGUCCACUGUGCAGAAGUGUGGGUCCCUAUGUGCCGCUGUGGCUGGGCUCUGAGCCUGCGGUGUACGUGGACGCCGGAGCUCCCACUCAUGCUUUCGUACCGUGUGGCCACGUCUGCUCAGAGAGGACAGCCAAAUACUGGGCCGAGACCCCUCUGCCCCAUGGGACACACGCAUUCAGGCCCGUCUGCCCCUUCUGCUCCGCCGCCCUUAGCACCCCCGGCUGGAUACGGCUCAUCUUCCAGGGCCCCAUCGACUAACCACACCUCAGUAACCACUAUCCCAACAACAGGAAGCUACUGGGCUUCAUUCGGGUGGCAAACGUUAAAUGAGUAAGGAAAGGUAAAAAAAAAAAAAAACAAUCGGUGUUGAGCAUAGCUGUUAUUACGCGUUCUUAGUAUCUCUACUCUCCAACGUUGUGUUACAGAAUGUAGCUCGGUGCUGAGGAAUCCGUCCCCUUGUUUAUCCUUCAGAGCUUUAAGAGGACGUGGCAGACUAAUCAGUGCUAACACAAAGAUAGUCUAAACUAACAAAAAGUGUACGCUGAUUUUCGUUACAUUGAAACCUAAACAGAACCGUAGGUGAUGCUGCUUGACCUUUAAAAAAUGCGUUUUCUCAAUAUUAUAAGAUGACUCAGCCCCACUGUACUGUAACUAUACACUUUAUCAGGUUCAAACACCCUCUUAGUCCUCUUCGGAUGACAGAGUGUGACAUCACAGGUAGCUUUUUUGCACAUACAAAAUGAAUGGCCUUGACUGUCGAUUUUCCAGCGUUAACUGCAGAUGUGUAUGUUGAGAGUCCACUAGCACUUCUCCAGCUGAUAUUAUACAAGUUGCCACAGUUAUUCCAGCGAACCUUUUCUUUUAACCGAAAUGGUCUCAGCUUCACCUUGAUUUUAACUUAAUUGCCUUCGAUUGCUUUUACCAUCUUCACUAGUUUUUUUUACUGACACCCUCUUUAUAUAUCACUGAUCUCAACACCAUGUUUCAGCCUGAAGCGAAAGGCUGAUGAACAUGGCAAAGCAACAUUCAACCUAUCCAUUAAGGAGAGAUAUAUAUCUAUGAAAUUGUGCACGUUGUUCUCCACAUUUGUCUUCACAAAUCCUAUUACUGUUAAAUCUAUGCACAGAUACUCCUGUAAACGAAACCCCAUGGUGACCUCUCAAUCGCCAGAGUGAGUGUUAUAUACGGCGCCUUUCAAAAGUGUUCACACGCCUUAAACUUCCUUACGUUUUGUCAUUUUACAAAAUGGGAUUUUAUGUGACAGACCAGCACAAAGUAAUGUAUAAUUAGGGAGUGGAAGAAGAAUCAAAAUGGUAAAUGUUUUCUUCACGCCCUGCCUCAGAAAACCUUCAAACAAAAAGCUAUGAGUCAAAGAGAAACAUAAAUGAAUAAAUAAAUUAGGACUGAAACAAUGAAUCGGACUAAUGCUGAUUAAUUGAUUACUGAAAAAAAUCGUCAAUUUAUUUAGUUUAUGGACUCUAAAAUAUGCCAUUUGCUGAAAGAACAACCCACUCAGAGCAGAACUUAGGACAAAAUUGUACAACAAAUAAAUACAUUAAGUAUUUAAGAUGAAAACCUUCUCUGUCUGUAAAUAUACGCGGUCCAGAACUCCUCAACUAGCAUAGUUUUAGCUUCACCUGAUUCAAAUUCUGUAAAAGAAUCUCCUAUUAAGCACCUUUAGCUAUCAGAUUAUUUAUUGAUUAAUCAAAAAAAUAGUCGACAGAUUAAUUGAUUAGCAAAAUAAUUGUUAGUUGCAGCCCUAAAAUAAAUGAAUAAACCUGAAUGCAUCAUUCACACGGUGAAACUUGGUGGCGGCGACUUUAUUUUUUUUUCCAGUGAAGACCUGUCAGGAGUUGAUGGAAGAUGGAUGGAGCUAAAUAUGUUCGUUUCAUGCAUGAAAAAAUACCAGAGGCAGCAGGGUAAAUACGUAGAGGUCCUACGUAGUGGUUUCCAUCAGAACAUGUGCAUGUGUUAAAAUGGGCCUGUCAAAAUAAAGACCUCAACCCAACAGAGCUGCAGCUUUAACUGCAGCGGAUGGUUGUUGUACAAAGUAAAAACCACCCAUGCUCUACCGUCCACUUCUAAAUCUGGCACAGCUUCGCGCUGGUCCAUCACAUUGAAUCCCAAUGAAGUACAAUGGAGCUUGUGGUUGUAACCUGGCAAUCUGUGUAAAAGUUUAAGGGGUGUUAAUACUUGUGCAAGGAACUAUAAAGUAACCCUAAUUAUGAAGCAAAAUGAGGAUAAACAAAGGCAGGGAAUAAAACUGGGUUAACUUCAGUUCACAACUCUCCAAAGCAAUAAUUGCACUUACAGAGAUAAGCUCAUGUUCAGCCAGGUGUUAGGUCGGCUGUUCCUAGAAGCACGAGGGGAAAGGUUUCCAGGUUUGGAGCUCAAUUAGAGGUGUGUUCAGUUCACCAGAUGAUGUGUGGUGUCCUCAUCAUCUUCCAACAUGUGUGAACCUCAGACCACCGCUUCUGUUUUAAACACGCCUCAGGUUACUGAACUUCUUCUAACAGGGUCCAUGUUGGUGUGACGGAGGGUCGGGACGCUUUGUUCUUGUAUGACCUCAAAAAGAAAAACUUUUGAUUCAAAGAAAACUAUUUUGUUAAGAAAGGGGGAGGGCGUUUAUUUUGGGGAAGUGGGAGGGAUUCUUUUAGAUGUUCAGUGUUUAAAAAAAAAAAAAAAAGAAAUAAAAUCAAACUAUUUUUCUAUUUGCAGUCAGUUUAGUUAAUUAUUCCUAUAUAGUGUGAGCAGGUUGUGCCCAGCUAUAACUGUGUGGUAGAUUAGGAGAGCCCGUGAAUGAGAAGACGUUGCCAACACUGUGUCCACUUCCACACUGCUACCAGAGAACAUUGCCCAGACAAUGAAUGUAGCCAAAUACUCGGGCUAUGUUUAGCCUUCGCUGGUGCUCAUACUGAACGGUCUAUAUUGUGAUACUAUUUUUGUAACUGAAUAUUAUGGUGUAGCUUGGUGAACUAGCUUGAAAAGGUGUGGUGAUUUCAAUAAUAGCCUCAAGUGUGGAAGACAUUUAGUUGUACAUGGGAACGUUGUCCAGCUUGCAUGUGCUGAACAUACACAUACGGUAUUUACACCACAGGGACACUUCAUUAAAAAAAAAAAAAGAAAUUUUGCACGGUGGUUCGCGAACUCGUUACUCACGCUGAGCGAAGAUUUCACAAGUAACGUUGUCUUCCAAGUCUUCAGUUUAAACACGCUUCUUUUCUUGUUUUGUGCUGUCGUUUCAAGGGAAAAAUAAGUUUAAAAGAGUCGCACAAAAAAAAAACAAAAAAAAACACAAUACUUGAUAUAACUUCGUAAAUGACACCUCUUGUGCUACUAUGCUAAUAUUUUCCAAUAAUCAGUUGAUCGACUUGGAGUAUGUUUACAUUCAGCCGUGAAACACAUCCUAAAAUACUUAGACGCAUACUGUUUUCGGAAUGUGACGUUUUUUCCAUUUGAAGCCUGAAUGCAGGAUUUAUUGUGUGGUGGAUAAGUGAUGUUGUGAUAAUAACAGUAGCUCAGGAAUAGUGAUCUCAGACUCGUAGCUAGCGGGGCAAGCCUACUGAAUAUGUUAAGUCAGAAGAUUUUUGAAAAUAUUCAACGCGACGCAGCUGUUUAAGGUUAAGAAGGCAUGACCAGUGGUGUGAUGUGACCUAGAGAGGUGAGUUUAUGUAAAACUGCUCUACCAUAAUUCAUUUAUGAAAAACUGGUACAUUUUUUAAAAAGUAUUUCUCACCUGUAAUUUUCCCAAGAAGUACGCACCCCAUAUUCUGUAUGUAAUUGGCUUACGGCUCAUGAUGUAUAAAUCGAACCGAUCCAGUUUAUGAAGGCAUCAAGCACUAGGAUGUCCAAAGCUGGACUAUACCUUCGCCAUUAUAAUGAAAGUAACUCGGACUUGUAUCUCCUGACUAUCUCAGAUCUAAGGAAGGGUUGUGCAAAGUGCAGCCUGCUGCCAAUUUCCCGUUCUUGUUGCAGAGAACAGACUGAAAAUAAUACCUAGCCCAAGAAAAUACAAAACAAUUGACCCAAAAAUCUGGGAAAUUUUUGUGCCUUUUCUUUUUUUUUUUUUUUGCCCUUUUCACGUUUCUGGUCAAGGAUUUACAAAAAUCAGAACACUUUGUUUAUUUCAUUAUAUUGCCUGUUAAGUUUAUAUUUAAGCAGGUAAAAAUAAAAAUGAAAUCACAAUAAAUUAUUUUUGCUUUUUGAUUGAAUAGAAAUGAAACGUUUUGUGGCAUAAAAGUACUUUUAAAUUGAACAUUUUAGCCUAUGUGGCACUCUAAACUAUACUGCACCGCACUGGUCAUGAUCACCAAAGGUCUGGUACAUACAGGUCUUUAUACAGCGCCAUCCUCUGUUAUUGGCACCUCUGGUAAAACUGUAAAUCCUUAAAUUAAGUUGUUGCUAUGGAGACUUAACUAAAGAAGCCGCCUAUUACUUUUGUGGAUUUAUUUGAAGGUUUUCUACCCAUCUAUACCAAUAAGUUUGCCAAUAGGUGUGGAGGGUGCUGGUAAUAAAGAAAGAGAAAGAAACAGGCAACAGGCAAGGCCAGCUAUCAGCUGCUCUUUAUGAAUUGUGUCGACCUCAAUGAAUUUUGCUCAUAUAUUUACAAAAUCUGUAACAGCAAUGGCAUGUGGAUGGAUGAACUGUUGCAGCACCCUCAUUUUGCUUUUUGUUUGUGCCUUUUUCUCUUCUCUUCUGUAAUAUUUGGUUAUGUUUAGUCUUCCUGGGUUUAUAGAUGUUCAUGUGUUAUUUUCUCGAUUUCCUUUAGAUCUUAGUUUUUGUGCAAACCUCAUGCACAGUAUUUUAUACCACCCGUGAUACAGUAUCAUAAGCUCUUCACAAAUAUAGCUGGUUUGUUAUCAUGUUUAUCAAUUGAUCCUUGUUCCAGAUGGCAAAGCCUCAACUUCCUCAACUAAACUCUCCUUAAUGUAGGCAGGUGAGUAGCUUACAUGUCUAAUACAGCAGAAAACCUCACAAAUAAUGCAUUCCUUCGAAUAUAUCUUAUGUACAGCUAUUUUGUAUUAUUUUAUAUCAUGUUUUUCUGUAAUUGUCCGGUGCACAGACAAUCACUAUACACAUGUCAAUAAACCAGAUUAAAAGAAGAAAACA
This is a messenger RNA of Girardinichthys multiradiatus, 6446 nucleotides long. Its product is annotated as E3 ubiquitin-protein ligase pellino homolog 2. The transcript has 7 exons. The coding region runs from base 162 to 1595 and encodes 477 amino acids. Gene Ontology annotation, biological process: regulation of Toll signaling pathway; protein polyubiquitination. Gene Ontology annotation, molecular function: protein binding; ubiquitin protein ligase activity. The record is from RefSeq and is a predicted model, not a curated record. Lineage: Eukaryota; Metazoa; Chordata; Actinopteri; Cyprinodontiformes; Goodeidae.